AACAUGGAUGCGCCCACGACACCCACAUGCUGCAUGUGUUCCGACAGACAUUGCCAUUGAUUGAACAUUGAUUCUAUCUCGCUCUGAAUAUUGUGUUGUUCUGGAAAUCUUUUAAAGACACCUUUAGCCUGGUUUCAAACUGUUCAGAAAUCAGCAAGUAUCAAUAGUAUGGCAAGAAAUAAGGCAGAUAAUGACUUUGUGAUGUCGCAUGAUUUGGCAUGUAUUUGGCGAAUGGAGAAGGGGAUUGCGCAAUCACUCGAAAAUGAUAACAUGAACAUCGGGGAUCAAUGUGAGGCAUGGAUGAGGGAAUUCGCCACCAAUAGCUUUGAACUUGACAAAGAGGAAGUAAGAAAGUUCCUAUUAUCAAUGUUGAAUGGAGAUUACGAAGAGGUGAUGACAUCAGUUAUCACUAGUCACAUCCUAGCCAGAACUCCUGACCAAGAUAUUGCAGAGCAGAUCUCCAGAAAUAUCACAGAUUUUGUUGCACAACAUCAACAUCCAAGAGAAAAAGUUUUUAGGCAGUUCUUAGUAGCAUGUGUGGGCAUUUCAAGUUUGCAGUUAUUUGUUCAAAAUAAUUGGACUGGACCACUGACAAGUAAACCUGUGAUGGAUCGUGUAUCAGAAAGUCUUCUUUUUCUUCAAAAGGAUAAACAUGUACAGAGUUUAGCCAAAUCCACACUCUGUCCUGAGGACUGUUCAAUAUAUCCUUUAGUUUGUUUGCCAGAACUACUUCUCAUUGCUCGAUGCAUUCUAGUAGAAUCCAGUAAUCAUGUUGCCCUUUGUAAGACAGCAGAUUGGUGGAGGUUACGAUGCCUUUGGGUUCAGCAGCAAGUCCUAGAUGAGAGAUCACCACAACUCUACGAUCUCAUCUUGCCCCUUAUCAAUUCAAUCAGAGAAGAUGAGAUACUAAUGUCUCCUGAGCCAGACUGCUCUCUUCCACUCAUGUUUCAUCUGGAAUGUAGUCACAUCUUUUCCUACUACUAUGAGUACAAGAAGGGCACUGAAUGCAUAGCUAAAGCAAAGAAACUGGCUGGAAUAGAAGUGGGGCACACAGGUGCUCUUGGGAAGAGGACUAAAUUCCAGAUCGAUGACAAAGCUCAGCUUGUUCUCACGGUAACAAGAAAUGAUGAAGGAGAUAGAGGAUCAGAGCCUACAUCUUUAUCUUCUUCCACUGAAGGCUUGCCAAAGGAUUUGCAGCUGGAUGAUGACACUGUCUUGCAUGCCAUUAAUUUCACAGAAGAUAUGGAAGGAAAAAUACCUCUUUUGACAAGACUAGAACAAGCCAUAGUCCUUGGAGAGUGUAUGGAACAUAAGCGUUCCAAACCAAAAGAUCUACUUGUGACUGAAGAGCUGAAGACAUAUGUUGUGGGUCUAUUGAGACAACCCCAGAGCUGGAUGAUCCAUACCCUGGCUCUCAGACUCCGAUGUUUACUGGAGAAGGAUAAGAGAAGGACUGUGGAAAGAGCCAUGAUGCAAAUGCAGGUUCUAGUGGAUCAAAUUCCUAGCACCGAAUGUCCUGGCAGAGAUAGGCUGAAACUCUUCUAUGCUGUCAGCCUUCCUCCUAAAUGGACAUUAGAGGGAGAGCUUGCAGGACUCCUAACCAGUCUGGGAUGUACGAGCGCUGCCUUAGAGAUCUAUGUCAGACUAGAGCUCUGGGAAGAUGUGAUUCGAUGCUACAAGAGUAUUGGAAAACCAGAGAAGGCCAUCCAUAUCAUCGAGGAGGAGCUGGCUAAGGAAGAGACUGCCCUCAUGUGGUGUCUAUUUGGGGAUGUGACGCUUGAGAAGAAGUAUUACGAGAAGGCAUGGGAGGUGUCAGGUCAAAAAUCAUCUAGAGCGAUGAAAUCACUGGGUCUGAUCUACCUUCAUGAUGAAGAAUUCCUCAAGGCCAUUGAAUGUUUAGAGCUGUCGUUGGAUAGAAACUACCUCCAGUAUGGAGCUUGGUUCAGUCUUGGCUUUUGUUCGUUCCAGAGCAAGAAGUAUGAGACAGCCGUCAAAGCCUACCGUAGAUGUGUACAGCUUGAAAAUGAUGAUUCACAGUCCUGGAAUAAUCUUGCAACAGCCUUCAUCAAGCUAAAAGACAAACCCAAAGCCUUCAGAACCUUACGAGAAGCUAUAAAAUGCAACUAUGAAAACUGGAAGAUUUGGGACAACUUUCUCGGGGUGUGCAUUGAUAUAGGUGAGUUUGGGGAGAGCAUCAGGGCAUACGGGCGGCUCCUGGACUUGAAGAAGAAGCAUGUUGAUGAAGCUGUUCUAGAGGUCAUGGUGAGAGCCGUGCUGGAAGACCUCAUGGAUUGCCAUGAAAAGCCAGUUAGCUUACUAAAACCCAAAAUCUUGGAGCUGUUUGGAAGGAUCACAUCAGAGGUGACGGCUAAUGCUACAGUGUGGAGUCUGUAUGCAAAACUACUGGGUAGCUGCCAGUCAGACAACCUCGUACAGAAUGACAAAGCUUUGCAGUGCUUACAGAGAGCUCAUCGACUAGUCACACAGGAUGAACAUUGGCAGACAGAGGUCAGCCAGGUCAAAGAGGUCAUAGAUCAAACACUCACACUUGCAGAAGCUUAUGAGUAUUGCAGUAAAGAGAAGACCAAUGAUGCUCAGACUGUCCAGUUACUUUCAUCAGCUAAGCUUAUGAUUAAAUCAGUCAUCUCAAAGAUCAAGAAAGAGCAUUACGAUGCGAUAGUUCCACCACCAACUUGGGCUGAAGUGAGUCAACCUGUCGAGGGACUAGAGACCAAACUUCAAGAACUACUGGACAGCAUAUCUCAGUUAAAAUCAGGCUGAAAAAUAUGAACUCACCUAUACUCCAUUUUGAGCUCAAUUGAGUUGCAAGACCUUGUACAGCAUAUCUCAGUUAAAAUCAUGCUGGAAAAUGUGAACUUACCUAUACUCCAUAUUGAGUUCAUUUGAGUUGCAAGAACUUGUGAUUUCAAAGGGAAAACAAACUGAUAUAUGUCGAAUGAUGUAGCAAAGGAAAGCAUCAGGUUAUACAAUAAAUAAUAGACUUUAAAUCCUGGAUUGGAUUUUCCAAUAUUUUUAUUUUAAUUUGUAUAUAGAACCUGUCAACUUGUUUUCUAUAUUUAAGAAAUGUACGAGGUAUAUACCCAGGUAACUCCUUCAAUGAGAUUUAUGACGUAUCAUCCAAAUGGAGAAUUAUAAAAAAGUUUUCUUCUUGACAAUCCUUUGGAGAUUUAUAUAUGUGGCCUCAAUAAAAGAUAAAUACAUGUUUAACAAACUGAGUCAGAUUUGGUAUUGACCAUUCCUAUAAAUGCAUUCAUGUUAAAUUUAGCUUGGAUGCUGUUUAGAGAAAUGCAGAAGAUCAAAUUUUGUUUUUAAGUAUGACUUUCCAUAACUUCAUGAUUAUGCUACUCAUGCCAGUAGUACAUGUAUAUAUUAUUUAUAGAAUAUAAAUAUACCCUUAAAGAUAUAGACUGGUAGUGGUAAAGCAGAAAUAUAUGCCCAAAUGUUCAAUGUUGAAGUGCAUUCACGAUAUCUAUCCAGGCCGGAUCGAUGUGAUAAAUUUACCAAAUAUAUC
Molecule: messenger RNA, 3532 nt
Organism: Strongylocentrotus purpuratus (purple sea urchin)
Lineage: Eukaryota; Metazoa; Echinodermata; Echinoidea; Camarodonta; Strongylocentrotidae
Gene: ttc27
Product: tetratricopeptide repeat protein 27
Exons: 21
Coding region: 169-2781 (870 amino acids)
Molecular function (GO): protein binding
Source: RefSeq, a predicted model, not a curated record